Molecule: messenger RNA, 1199 nt
Organism: Pelecanus crispus (Dalmatian pelican)
Lineage: Eukaryota; Metazoa; Chordata; Aves; Pelecaniformes; Pelecanidae
Source: RefSeq, a predicted model, not a curated record
AUCUAUCUUCUCGUCAUGUACCUGCAGCUGCACGUCGCCUACUUUCUCCUUGGACGCCUUUUGAGUGGCCUCAUGGGAGACUACAACCUGAUCCUGGCCAGCUGCUUCGCCUACGUGGCCGACACCAGCGACAAGCGCACACGUACAUUUCGCGUCGCCAUCCUCGAGGCGUGCCUCGGCAUUGCGGGCAUGCUGGCCAGCAUUGGCGGCGGCCAGUGGCGCAAGGCGCAGGGGUACAUCAACCCCUUUUGGCUCGUGCUUACUGCCAGUCUUGCUGCCGCUCUCUAUGCUGCUUUUUGUCUUCAGGAAUCGGUGAAGCAGCAGAAACCAGCCAAGCUGUUCACGCUCAGUCAUUACAAGGCUGUCUACAGGCUGUACACGGCCCCAGAAAACUUGAGCUCCAGGCGGAAGCUCGCUCUUUACUCCCUGGCUUUCUUUCUUCUUGUCACUGUACAUUUUGGAACCAAGGACCUCUUAGUUUUGUACGAGCUUGGCUCCCCGCUCUGCUGGGCUGCCGAUCUCAUUGGGUACGGCUCAGCCGCCAGUUACCUGGCUUACCUGAGCAGCCUGGGAGGGCUGCGGCUGCUGCAGCUCUGCCUUGAAGACACCUGGGUGGCAGAGAUAGGAUUGAUCUCUAAUAUUUCUGGACUGGUUGUGAUUUCUCUUGCUACUACAACACCACUGAUGUUUACAGGUUAUGGGAUUCUGUUCCUUUCCAUGGUGGCCACUCCAGUCAUCAGAGCCAAGCUCUCCAAGCUGGUCAGUGAGACGGAACAGGGUGCUCUUUUUGCUUCUAUUGCCUGUGUGGAAGGGCUGUGUUCACUUGUGGCUACGGGAGUGUUCAACUCUCUCUACCCUGCCAGCUUGCACUUCAUGAGGGGAUUCCCAUUUCUCUUCGGGGCUAUAAUUCUUCUUAUUCCAGCAGCUAUUAUUGGGUGGAUAGAAAUCUGGGACUCAAACCAUGACUACAAUCACUUCUCAGAUGCUUCCCUGUCCCCUGCAGACGGCUGAGCAGCAACUUAGCAACAAGGAAUUGGGCAGCUCAGGAGUGUCCAUCCAAAGGCUGCUCUUUAUUCUUCCCUUGAAGGACAGAUUAGUGUGGGAGGGACACCUUGCUUGUCCUUACUAAUUUUUAAAUGCCAAAUAGUUGGAAAUCAUGACUCUGACUACCAGUAGGAACUUGCUUUGCAGAUGUGAAU